Messenger RNA from Suncus etruscus (white-toothed pygmy shrew), 4299 nucleotides. RefSeq names its product ankyrin and armadillo repeat containing (gene ANKAR). Gene Ontology annotation, molecular function: protein binding. Bases 1 to 4299 code for a protein of 1432 amino acids. Lineage: Eukaryota; Metazoa; Chordata; Mammalia; Eulipotyphla; Soricidae. The record is from RefSeq and is a predicted model, not a curated record. The transcript has 22 exons.
AUGAUAAAAUUACCCAAAAAAGGUAAACUUGAUCAAAUUCAAGAUGAAGAAGUCUUCUUGGAAAAUUUAGCAGUACAGAGAAAUGCUUCUGCCUUUUUUGAAAAAUUUGAUCGGAGUGAAGUGCAAGAGUUGCUAACUACUACACAACUUAACUGGUUGUCUACCAAAGAAGAUGCCCGCUCCCAGUUUGACAUGCCAUGUGGGAUUAUAAAUCAAAUAAAUAAUGUCGGCUUUAAUACUGCCAUCUUGCUAACACCCGUGGACUCUACUGCACUCUUAGACUACAGAGAAGUCCAUCAACUAAUAAGGGAGUUGGCUGUUGGAAUUUAUUGCUUAAAUCAAAUUCCUUCAAUCAGUUUGGAAGCUAAUUAUGAUCAGAGUUCUUCUUGUCAGCUACCUCCAGCUUAUUAUGAUACCAGAAUUGGGCAAAUUCUCAUAAAUAUUGACUAUAUGCUGAAAGCAUUGUGGCAUGGACUAUACAUGCCCAAAGAAAAACGAGCCCGCUUCUCUGAAUUGUGGCGGACCAUCUUGGACAUUGAUCAAGAUGGGAAGCCUCAAACAAAUAGAAGUAUUUUUGGAGAGUUUAAUUCAUCAGGUUUGAUUGAUAUUACAAAGGAUCCAGACUUUGAAGGAAUCUAUGAUAGUGACUUGAAUGAUGACCCAACUUAUUUUCCCAAUAGCCCUGAAGAAAAAGCUGUGUUUAUGAAAUACGCUGAAAACAUUAUACUGAAGAUGACAUUCACUACCACAAAAAUUCAACAGCAUGAAAAUAUUUUUAUAUUUGAAACAGACUAUUGGCUUACGAAUGCAAUCAAAUAUAAUCAGGAGUAUCUUGAUAUUUGUACCUAUCAGAGACUACAACAAAGAUUGAGUCUUCAGAAAAGGGUCAUUCAAAAACACUUAGAGACAAAAGCAGAAAUCAGAAGAGGGUUAGGAUAUCUAAAGAUAAUAUGUUUUCUGAUUCCACUUCUGCUUAGUCUAAGAAAGAAAAUGAAAGUUCCUUAUCUAAAUAGUCUGCUCCACCCUUUUUCAGAUGACAAGGUCAAGACAGAGCGAGAGUUACCUCCAUUUAUUUAUGGACGAGAUUUUAAAUGCCAGAAUUUCCACUACAAAGAGGAUCAAUAUUUUCAUGUUCAUGGAGGAAUUGAAUUUGAUAUCAGCACUCCUUCAAUUGAAAAUGCUCUGGAAGAUUUUAAGAACAAUAUAGGAAAAAUACGGGAUUGUGCUGCUAGUUCAUUUGCAGAAGAUUCAGGCUACAAAGAAUAUUACUCCAUCCCAGUCAUGGAAUUUAAUGGAAAAAGUUACUAUGUUAUCUGUUUUGAACUUGAAACGUACUAUCAGAAAAUGUAUAAGGCACAAUGGUGGGGCGCUAUAAAUGAAAUCAUGAAUAAUCUUAGACUGAAGAGACUUCCGCUAACAGAUGUUCAAGUACAUGAACAAUUUAAGAAAAAAUUCGGUUUCAAGAAAGCCAUAAAAUGCAAGAAUAUUCCAUAUGGCAUGAAGUCUGCUGUUGAAAGAGGAUUAUCUGCUGUUUUCCAUACAUUUAGCCGUAAAACCUCCAGCUCAACCAUCAAUAUUUCAGAUGAAGCAGGUUAUACUAUUUUCCAUCAUGCUGCUCUACAUAACAGGGUUACUAUUAUAAGUCAAUUGUGCAAUAGCAAUUUCAACGUCAACCUAAGACGCUUUAUUAUGUCUACCCAAGGUCCGACCCCUUUGCACCUGGCUGCUCAGGCAGCGUCUUUGGAAACAACCCUCUGCCUCCUCAGUUUCCGAGCUGACUAUACACUUUCUGAAAAAAGAGGCUGGCUGCCAAUUCAUUUCGCUGCCUUCUAUGACAAUAUCUGCAUCAUCAUUGUGCUCUGUCGAAAGGAUCCUAGCUUGCUGGAAACUGAGACCACUGCUGAGAACCAGUGUACCCCACUGUUACUUGCUGCUACUUCAGGAGCAAUGGACACCAUUCACUAUCUAUUAUCUCUUGGUGCAAACUGGAGAAAAACAGAUAACAAAGGAAAUAAUAUAAUUCAUUUAUCAGUGCUAAACUUUCACACAGAGGUUGUCAAGUAUAUAAUAAAGUUGGACAUUCCUGAACUCCCAGUUUGGAAAACUUUAGUAGAAAUGUUACAGUGUGAAAGCUACAAACGAAGAAUGAUGGCCGUUAUGUCCUUAGAAGUACUUUGCUUAGCAACUGAGACAUAUUGGAAAUAUAUUUUGGAUGCAGGCACCAUUUCUGCCUUAAUCAACUUAUUGAAAGUUCCCAGAAUAAAAUUACAGUGCAAAACAGUUGGGAUGUUGAGUAACAUAUCUACACAUGAAAGUGUGGUGCGUGCCAUAGUAGAUGCAGGAGGCAUUCCAGCUCUGAUCCACCUGCUGGAUUCUGAUGAACCUGAGCUCCAGUGUCGCUGUGCUGUCAUUCUUUAUGAUAUCGCCAAAUUGGAAAAUAAGGAUGGGAUCGCCAAAUUUAAUGGAAUUCCAGCUCUGAUAAAUCUUUUGAAGCAAAACAUAGAAAGUGUGCUAGUCAAUGUAAUGAACUGUCUACAGGUAUUGUGUAUGGGAAAUAAAAAUAACCAAAAAGCAGUAAGAGACCAUAGAGGCAUCUCAUAUCUUGUCUCAUUUCUGAGCUCUGAUUCAGAUGCCUUAAAAGCCGUUGCUGCUGCCACAAUUGCUGAGGUCGCACGUGACAACAAGGAAAUUCAGAAUUCCAUGGCUGCAGAAGGGGUCAUUCCUCCUCUGAUCGCUAUUUUUGGAGGAAACCACAUCAGCGUUCAAGUGAAGGGAGCAAAGGCUGUGGAGUCACUGUCCACUUACAACUCCCGCAUCCAGAGAGCGUUUCUGGAAAACUCAUUAACUAAGUAUCUCUUAAAACUCCUUAAGGCAUUUCAAAUAGAUGUUAAGGAACAAGGUGCAGUAGCACUUUGGGCCUUGGCAGGGCAAACACUGAAGCAACAAAAGUUUAUGGCUGAACAGAUUGGAUACAACUUUAUAAUAGAUAUGCUCUUAUCACCCUCAGCAAAAAUGCAGUAUGUUGGGGGUGAAGCAGUCAUAGCUCUAAGUAAGGAUAGCAGGUUGCACCAAAAUCAAAUCUGUGAAGGAAAUGGGAUUGCACCACUGGUUCGCUUACUGAAAAUCAGUAAAAUCGCGGAAGGUACACUUCUGAGUGUCAUCAAGGCAGUGGGAUCUAUUUGCAUUGGUGUUGCUCACACAAGCAAUCCUGUUAGUCAGAGAUAUGUUGUAGAGGAAAAUGCUCUGCCAGUUCUUAUUCAACUACUGAGAACUCACCCUUCUCAUUACAUUAAGGUUGAAGUGGCAUUUUCCCUGGCAUGCAUUGUCCUAAAUAAUGAUAAAUUACAGAAUGAGUUACAAAGAAGUGAAGGAUUUGAGUAUAAUGAUGUCCUUUAUCUUCUUCAUUCACCAGAAAAGGAUAUUUGUUUAAGAGCAGCUUAUGCUUUAACACUUUUUGCCUACAAUAAACGCUUUCAACAGUUCUUGAUAUUAGAAAGUGGAAUAAUUACCAUAUCAAUUUUUGAACCUUUUCUUGAAUCAACAGAUGAAACUGAGAAGGCAAUGGCAGCAUUUCAGAUUAUUAUAUUAGCUAAAGUUAUUAUUGAUGUGGACCAUGUUACUUUGACUGCAAGAGGAGUUACAAUUUUAGUUGAGAGCCUGUAUUCAAUUCAGCCCAACACUAUUAUAUUGACAGGAAAUUUAAUAGCUAGCUUGGCUCAUUCUAGACCUGGUAUUCCAGAAGCAUUUGCCACAUUAGGGACUAUCCAACGACUCUGCUAUCAUUUGUACUCAGGAAUGGAUGAGGUUCGCACAGCUUGUUCCUGUGCUCUUGGCUAUUUAAGUUAUAAUGCAAGUGCUUUCCGAAUCCUGUUGAAAGAAUGCAGGAAUAAGCCUAAUCAGUUCCUUCGUAUAACAAAUAAUAUCAGCAAAGAUGCAAGUAUUAAUCCAUUAUUUUUAAAGGAAUUUCAAAGGCAACAAAGAGUGGGACUUCCUUCCUUAAGCCUGGAGAAUAAUGGGGGACCAUCCAUAAUUCCUGUCUUUAAAAAAGGGAAAGAGCACCGAAGAAAAUCCAAAACUAAAAUGCAACCAAGAGACUCUCUGACUUUAAUUCCUCCUAAAACUAACCUCGUGGGACUCUUCCAAUCAUCAAAAAAGGCCGCUAUUUCUCAGAAUAUUCUUUCAUUUUCAACCACAGUUUCAGCAGAUAUUGUAAAUGUAUCCAGACCAAGAAUAGUGUUUUUAAGUCAACUUGGGAGAAAUGCACAAAAAAAUAGCUUGGAGCCCUCUGAAGGUCAAUAA